Messenger RNA from Apaloderma vittatum (bar-tailed trogon), 1401 nucleotides. RefSeq names its product transmembrane protease, serine 7 (gene TMPRSS7). The transcript is spliced from 9 exons. The record is from RefSeq and is a predicted model, not a curated record. Gene Ontology annotation, biological process: proteolysis. Gene Ontology annotation, molecular function: protein binding; serine-type endopeptidase activity. The annotation marks the transcript as partial. NCBI's taxonomy places the organism in Eukaryota, Metazoa, Chordata, Aves, Trogoniformes, Trogonidae. Gene Ontology annotation, cellular component: plasma membrane.
ACUCCAAAGAAGAGCCUUGGUAUAGCUCUGAAGUUUCAUAACUAUACCAUCAGUGAGAAGAAUAUCAAAGGCUGUGAGCGAGGAUGGUGGAAAAUUAAUGAACACAUGUACUGCGGCCACUAUGUCGAUCACCAAACAGUCUUCCACAUUGCAAGUUCUGCUGUCAACAUUGAGCUUCAGUGCAGCUCGACGGUCUCAGAGAAGCCACUUCUGGUGGAGUACGGCAGCUACAACAUCAGCCAGCCAUGUCCACCUGGACAUUUCAAGUGUUCUACUGGCUUAUGCAUCCAACUGACACAGCGUUGUGAUGGAAUAAACAACUGCUUCGAUGAAAGUGAUGAACUCUUUUGUGUUGUUCCCGAGUGGAAGUGUAACUCCAGCUUCACCAUACAAGAUAACCUGCUCGCCUGCAAUGGAGUAAGUGAUUGUGAGAAUGGAGAAGAUGAGCAGAAUUGUACUCACAGUAUUCCCUGCACCAACCACACAUUUAAGUGCAGGAAUAACAUUUGCAUUAGAAAACAAAAUGCAAAGUGUGAUGGGACUGUGGACUGUGUUGAUGGAAGUGAUGAAAGCAGCUGCAGUUGUGGCAGCAGCAAGAGCAGCAAUCCCAUCUCUCGGAUUGUAGGCGGUACAAACUCUGAGGAAGGUGAAUGGCCCUGGCAGGUCAGCCUCCACUUUGUGGGAGCUGCUUACUGUGGGGCAUCAGUGAUAUCGAAAGAAUGGCUUGUGUCUGCAGCUCACUGCUUUCAAGGGAGCAAGCUGUCUGACCCCAGAGCUUGGCGUGCUCACCUGGGGAUGAAAAUGCAAGGCCAUGCAAAGUUUGUAUCUGCGGUGAGACGUAUUGUGGUACAUGAAUACUACAACAGUAGGAACUACGACUAUGACAUUGCGUUACUGCAGCUGAGCGAGCCGUGGCCAGACACAGUAAGCCAUGUCAUCCAGCCCAUCUGCGUGCCUCCCUUUUCACAUAAAGUCCGCAGCAGUGACAAGUGCUGGAUAACGGGUUGGGGCCAAAAACAGGAAUCAGAUGAUGAAGGUUCAGCAAUUCUUCAGAAAGCAGAGAUAGAAAUUAUCGACCAAACAUUAUGUCAUUCCACGUAUGGGAUUAUCACAGCUAGGAUGUUUUGUGCUGGACUAAUGUCUGGGAAAAAAGAUGGCUGCAAAGGUGAUUCCGGUGGACCAUUGUCAUGUCAAAGCAAUGGAGAUGGAAAAUGGUUUUUGACUGGCAUUGUUAGCUGGGGUUAUGGAUGUGGAAGACCGAAUUUCCCAGGUGUCUACACAAGAGUGUCAAAUUUUGCACCAUGGAUUCAUAAAUACGUGCCUUCAGUCUUGUAACUUGAAAACGCAUUUUAUGGAAUGCAAUGUCCUGCACAUCUUCAUUAAAAAAUAUAUUUGGUAAAA